GACUAAACUUUGUGUUUGCAUUCAUUUUGGUGGGAUUUUUAAGAACAAAUCCAUCUUCAUCAGUAUAUUCUUACUAUUAGAUUACCUGACGGAUCUUGGGCUGCCAUAAUUAAUUUUGUGGUUUGAUUUGAUUAUCUAAAGAAGAAUGCAAUUGAAAGGGGUAGUCGACAAGGAAAAGAAUAGAGUACUCUUUGUAGAAUCUGAUGAGGACUCUCUUUAGUUUUCUCACAAUGCCUAUGGGAGCAAUUGUUAAGCUCAUCCAUAAUAACCAACCAACAACUAAAGUUGGAUGCAUGAACAAUUUGUAUGUGAGCGUUGAGAAACUUGAUGUUAGGCGUCUCAGGACUAAAACAUGUAGAACAAUGUUGCUACAACCUCGGAAUGGAGCUGAAGAUCAGUGCAGGGAACUAAAACUUCAAAUUCAUAGAGGAACUUUCAUGUUCUUUUCUUGUGACAAUUAUUCUAAGUGCAAAUUGGUGAGUCAAUAUGACGGUACUAUUUGUGAUUGUGGAGAAGGAAUGCAUUGUUAUGUGAGCUUGGUCAAGAGUCGGUCGAAGGAUAAAGUUUCUGAUUCUCAAGAUGGUGUCUUCGUUAAGCGACUGACUAGAGUAAUGAUAAGUGAUAAUUUACAAGUGAUGCCUCCUUCAAGUGAAUCAAGCUUUUCUUUGCUUUCCAUGCUUGGAGUUAUAGAUGUGAAUUCCGUUGAGGAGAGAACAUUUGACAUUGGAGUAGAUACGGUUGUGGAUUUGCUGAAAAGCUCAUUGGUAUCCGAGACAGCCUUGACAGAAAUCUUAUUGAAGCCAAAAGAAAUACCUGAUAUAGUCAAGAAAAUAUCGAAGAGACACGGUUUCUCACUUAAAACAAAAUCAGGGGAUUGCACAUCCAAAGGAAAUGACAAGAUCCGUAUUAAGCUCAUGCUCAGCAAAUCAAAAAAAAUGGUUUGUUAUGCAGAAGUCAGAGAAGAUUUUGUUAAUUUACUCUUCAGCUUCCUUACUGUGCCACUUGGUUAUAUAUUGAAAGAAAUGGAUGGUGCUGCUUCAAAAGGAUGCAUCAAUCAUCUAUAUGAUAGUAUUGCGAGUCUUGAUGUUGAGAAAUACUUCAAGUCAAAUGACCACAAAGAGAUUCUACUGAGUCCCAAGAUUGCUCCUAACUUGGGUUAUGCGAAUCAGCUACUGAGGGUAGAGGAAGCUGUUCACCCGGAAUACUACUCUGUGCUAUAUGGACCUUAUGCUCGAAAUAUUUCUGCAGACAAACCUACUAGUGGUACAGUGACUGCCAUAAGUGUGAAGGAUCCUAUAUCAUCUCACAAGUUAACUAAAACUAGUGGAGGAUUUGUGAUGGGACCAGGAAUGUUUACAGUAACUGAUGAUCUGACUGUGACACCCAUAUCCGCUGUAUCAGGAGUAUCUGCUUUAAGCAAAUUGAAGGUGCCAUUGAAUGACGUCGAGGAGCGCUCUGUUUAUGUGGGCACCAAGGAGGCUGUGCAUCUCAUGGUAAAUUCGUUUAUCUCGGAAUCUGCUUUAACUGAUACUUUCAUCUCCCAAGUACUCAAAGUGCCGAAGCAAGAAUCUUGAGCAUUUCAACGGUCAUUUAGUGCUAGAAAUAAAAGGACGUGCUUAUCUGUGCACAGAUUUUUGCUGUUACUGGUGGAUACUACUUUUAUCAGCUAACCUAGCACAAUAUAUGCAUUAUGGUAUAAAUUUAUGUUGAACUUGUCCAGAUUGCGUGGUAAUACAUUUUUCAUUAACUCGGUGCUUUAUUAGGUUUCAUUUGCUCUAUGAUAACUGAUAAGCAUAAGUUAAUAGGAAAUGAGUUUCUCAA
Molecule: messenger RNA, 1821 nt
Organism: Mercurialis annua (annual mercury)
Lineage: Eukaryota; Viridiplantae; Streptophyta; Magnoliopsida; Malpighiales; Euphorbiaceae
Exons: 4
Coding region: 204-1574 (456 amino acids)
Source: RefSeq, a predicted model, not a curated record